AUGAGUGGCGUAAUGGAGGGAUACUACGAGACUGUUCAAUGUGAUGCCCGUGGCUGCUAUUGCGUAGCGGCCCAUACUGGCUUAACUGCUUUCGAUACCUACACAUCGAGUAGUAAGACGCAACCGAAGUGUUCAGGCUGUCAUAACGAACUGAAGAAACUGUUCGCCAAUGGACCUGUGAAAGAGGGAACCUUUGUCCCCAAAUGCGAUAUUAUUCUAGGUAUGAGUUUUUGCUGA
Cooperia oncophora is the source of this 237-nucleotide messenger RNA. The record is from the annotation of a GenBank genome assembly. NCBI's taxonomy places the organism in Eukaryota, Metazoa, Nematoda, Chromadorea, Rhabditida, Trichostrongylidae.